AGCGGAGUCUCAAUCUCAACUGCGCCGGAGCCUAGGGUUCGGCUCUGCUCUAUCGCGACAGCCAUCUCGAACCUCUCGGUGAUCUUAUUUCUGCCUUGGGAUAACAGCCGCCCCAAGUGCACGUCAACGUCGCACGUUCGAUGCAACCAAUAUGCGAAUACCCAUGCGGAUAGCUUCGCUACCCGUCGCCCUCGCCGUCGCCGUCGCCUUCUGCUUGCCGACUGUAGACGGUGCCCGGGUCCGAUCAUCUCAAUACGAAGGCGACAGUCAUCCUGACGCCUCCGGCCAAGUCUUCCCCUUCCUAAAAUGGCUGCGCGACAGUGCCGUCGAGGUCGUCUUCGGCAAGCCGCCUUUCAAAACACAAGGAGCGAGACCGGGUGCGCAACUGCAAUACCGGUACAGGAAUGAUGUUGUAAUUCGGUUCAAUGUCACAACAUCCGAGGAGGAGGACGCGCUGGCGAGGGCUGCGGAACAGAUGUUCCUCGACGUCUGGGCUUUCACGCCCAGUUACGUUGAUGUUCGGCUGGACAAGGACGACGUAUCGGCGCUCCGUACCCUGCUUCCCCGCUCCUUGCAGCCCACGGUCCUAAUCCCGGACCUGGCAGCGGCAGUAUGGGCGACUUACCCUUCGACGUCAAAAAGGUCCCAGUUCGAGUCGAGCAUGGGUGAUGCUGCUAACAUGAGAAUGUCGUUGGACGGGGUGGGGAAUAUUUUCUUCCGCGACUACCAGACUCUGGCGGUUAUCGUGAGCUGGAUGCGCCUUCUUGAGGCCAUGUUCCCGUCGAUUGCUCAAAUGACAAGCGUUGGCAAAUCAUAUGAGGGGAGGGACAUCUUCGCCUUGCGCGUCGGUGCGCGGAGCGAUAAUGGCGAAGCAAAUGGACCUAGGAAGACCAUUCUCAUCACCGGAGGCCUCCAUGGGCGUGAAUGGAUUUCCACGAGCUCUGUGAACUACCUCCUAUGGUCGGUCAUAACCUCGUACGACCGAGAGCCGAUGAUCACCAAGCUCCUCGAGCACUUCGACAUCGUCUUCAUCCCCGUGCUCAACCCGGACGGCUAUGAAUACAGCUGGCAGAGCGACCGUCUGUGGCGCAAGUCGCGGCAGCAGACCAAGAUGCGCUUCUGCCGCGGCCUUGACCUCGACCAUGCCUUCGGGUACGCGUGGGACGCCGCCAAGCACCAGACCGAUCCCUGCUCCGAGAGCUACGGCGGCGAUCAGCCCUUCCAGGCCGUCGAGGCCUCCGAGUUGGCGAAAUGGGCGAAAAACGAGACGCAGCACGGAACCAAGUUUGUGGCGUUCCUCGACCUGCACUCGUACUCGCAGCAGAUCCUCUAUCCAUACGCGUAUACCUGCUCGAUUGAUCCGCCUAAUCGCGAGAACCUCGAGGAGCUUGCUAUGGGGCUGGCGAAGGCCAUCCGGCUCUCGAGCGGGGAGUAUUACACCGUCACGUCAGCGUGCGAAGGCGCCGUUGCUCGGUCUCACAGAGCGGGUGACUCGACCACACGUAUCGAGGCAGGCGGCGGUUCGGCUAUUGAUUGGUUCUACCAUGAGCUUCAUGCGCGGUACAGCUACCAGAUUAAGUUGAGAGACACUGGGAGCUACGGUUUCUUGCUCCCGAGCGAUAACAUCGUCCCGACCGGGGAGGAGAUGCUGAACGCUCUGAAGUACCUUGGCGACUAUCUUCUCGGAAACAACGGGAUCGAGGAGUCUCCCUUUCAGCAGCCGACGGCGCACUGGCAGGAUUUACGGAGACGAAGACGGUAAGGAUGCGUUAUGAACCUGGGAACAAAGUGGUAGGCGUUACUGCGGCGGUUUCGUUAUGUGGGUGAGACUGGUGUUGCGCCCAGUCAAGCGGCGAAUGGCGUUUACAGAGCGAGUGUACUGUACCUUGGUUGCGAGAUGGCUUGACUGACUUAAAUAUGAGACUGGAGUUCAGCAAUCUUGCCUGGGAAAAGCACCUACUGUGCAUAUGGCAUCCCCGGGCAUACAUGGUGGAUAGGUAAGGCAGUCACCAAGCUCUCAACAAUUGACACCGCCCGGGGUGGUUAAACUGGGUGUGCGCGAUUGUUAUGACUACCUAAGUACCAAUCUGCAACGGACCAACGCCUAGAAAAGAGAGAAAAUUGCGGUACGCAAUGAAUCUCGUCUUUACACUUUCAUCCCAGUCAAAAGAUGGAAGGGGAUGAUGGACUUG
Molecule: messenger RNA, 2192 nt
Organism: Thermothielavioides terrestris NRRL 8126
Lineage: Eukaryota; Fungi; Ascomycota; Sordariomycetes; Sordariales; Chaetomiaceae
Exons: 4
Coding region: 164-1762 (532 amino acids)
Biological process (GO): proteolysis
Molecular function (GO): metallocarboxypeptidase activity; zinc ion binding
Source: RefSeq, a predicted model, not a curated record